Messenger RNA from Purpureocillium lilacinum, 849 nucleotides. RefSeq lists its product as uncharacterized. Gene Ontology annotation, cellular component: mitochondrion. Lineage: Eukaryota; Fungi; Ascomycota; Sordariomycetes; Hypocreales; Ophiocordycipitaceae. Gene Ontology annotation, biological process: [2Fe-2S] cluster assembly; protein complex oligomerization. The record is from RefSeq and is a predicted model, not a curated record. Gene Ontology annotation, molecular function: ATPase activator activity; protein-folding chaperone binding.
AUGUCUACCUCGACGGCGAGGACGGCGACUACGAUUGCGAGGAUACCAGGGAGCAGCAGCAGCAGCAGCGCGCCGCGACGGCCUGAACACAUGCUCGCCACCACGCCGUCAAUAUCGCCCUCGCCCCUGCAACACCGCGCUCGCUUCUCACACUCCGCCCUCGCCUCCUCCCCCUCCUCCUCCUCAUCGCCAUCCUCCUCAUCCGCCGCCGAGGCCACAGCACCAGACGCCGACGCCGACCCAGACGCAGAACCUUCCUCCUCACCGGCACCAUCAUCAUCGUCGUCCUCGUCCGACGAGCCCCCCACGCUCUACGGCUACUUCCCCGCCACCCUCCCCGACGGCCCCCCCCCGCGCGGCCACUUCCCCAUCGACACCGCCCUCCUCCGGCGCGAGUUCCUCCGCCUGCAGGCCGCGCACCACCCGGACAAGCACGCCCCCUCCGGCGGCCCCGCCAAGCUCCGCGCGGAACGCACCUCCGCGGCCAUCAACCACGCCUACCGCACGCUCGCGGACCCGCUCCUCCGCGCGCAGUACCUCCUCGGCCUGCGCGGCGUCGACGUCGCGCACGACGAGGCCCUCCGCGCGGCGGACCAGCCCGCGCUGCUCGCCGCCGUCAUGGACGCCCACGAGGCCAUCGAGGAGGCCGUGGUGCCGGCGGACCUCGAGCCCCUGCGCAGCGAGAACGACGGCCGCGUCAGGGAGAGCGAGGAGGUCCUCGAGGAUGCGUUUCGGAGGGACGACGUCGAUGCCGCGAAGAGGGAGGCGGUGCGGUUGCGCUACUGGGUGAAUAUCCGGGAUAGCAUACAUAACUGGGAGGAGGGCCGUCCCGUCGUGCUGCAGCACUGA